Aspergillus affinis is the source of this 1068-nucleotide messenger RNA. RefSeq lists its product as uncharacterized. Bases 1 to 1068 code for a protein of 355 amino acids. The record is from RefSeq and is a predicted model, not a curated record. Gene Ontology annotation, cellular component: elongator holoenzyme complex. NCBI's taxonomy places the organism in Eukaryota, Fungi, Ascomycota, Eurotiomycetes, Eurotiales, Aspergillaceae. Gene Ontology annotation, biological process: tRNA wobble uridine modification. The transcript has 3 exons.
AUGCCCACUCAACCGCCACUUCCGCACCUGCUCGCGCCUUACGUUUCGUCCCUCCCACGAUCGUCCCUCACCGUCCUCUCCUCCGUACUAGGCGCAACGGGGAAUUGGCUCGUGCUGCGAUACCUGUAUGCGGCGCUGGGUACCUCGUCCAACCCCGAAGCAGCAUUCGGACUGCAGGGUGGUGAUGCCGGAAAAAAGCAAAAGGUUGUGCUCGUGAGUUUCCUGCGGGGUUGGGAAUUUUGGCGAUCGGAGGCAAAGCGACUGGGCUUGGACCUUGCGCGCCUCACAGACAAACGCCAAUUUGCCUUCGUCGACGGACUCUCCGAGCUUUUUAACCCUCCUGUGACCACCCCUUCACCUUCUAAAUCGUCGCCAUUCCCCGGUGCUGCUCCCCCUCGAACCGUUCUCCCCGUCCGGUCGCAACCCGGUCCCAUUCCAGCGCGGGGCCUGCAGCCGGUAUCGCGACCACCCCCACCAGCGCCCAACAGCAAUGCCGCCCCUACAUCGAAAGAAGUCGGGCCUGUAAAGCGGCUACAUCUCUCAGGAAAUGGCACAACGGCCCUCACUUCCCUGGAAAGGGAAAUCACGGCCGUGGUCAAACAACUCCAAGCGGAGGCAACUGGAGAUGGCGAAGAAUCUGAGGUUCUACUGAUCAUUGAUCAGCCCGACCUGUUGCUGGCCGCGACGGGACCCGGUCGAGGGAUAGGUGCUACCGAGAUGGGAGAUUGGAUAUUGGGUCUACAACAGGGUGUUUAUGCAACUCUUAUGACCGUCUCCGCCGAUUCCCCGCUAAUACAUAACGCAUCUGCCGCUAACUAUGAGCCGGCCACGCCCUUGGAAACGGAGCAUUCUGCGUUCGUGAUAGGCUCGGCUCACCGGGCGCACAUGGUGAUGCAGCUUCGGGUUUUGGAGACGGGCGUGGCGAGAGAUGUCAGUGGUGUGCUGAGAGUUAGCAAAGGUGGUGCUUGGGGUCGGGACGAGGACAGCGCUCAGAACCAUUGGGAGAAAGAAGUGUUGUAUUUCGUUCAGCGAGAUGGUGGUGUCAACGUUUUUGGGAGAGGCGAAUAG